UAGGGGGCGAGGCUGCGGGUCCGGCUCGGCCCGGCUGAGGGGCUGCGGUUGGGGGUGUGGCUGCGGAUUUCCACGCUGAGAUCAUGAUUUAUUUUUUUUACUUUUUUCUCUUUUAAUUUCAUUUUUUUUCAUUGCCGAGCCCCCGGCGCUGGGCUCGGAGUGAAGUUGGUGCACUUUGGCCUUCAGUCACGGCUCCUUGGGAUGUGGGCCGUUAGGCCUCUCUGUUCUGUGUGGUAAAAUCAUUGAAUUCACCACUUUAUUUUUUUUUUUUCUCUUCUGGUUUUGGCUUUCCUCUUGUUUGUUUGUUUAAUUAGGGCAGACCAACACCGCCCCAAACUGCUCUGUUCUGGGGGAAAAGCAGCAUCUGGCUCCUGCAGGAAGGGAUGAUCAGCCCCUGUGUACAAAUCAAAUCGUUAAACAUUCACACCUCACAGCACGUUGAUACCUCGCACCACGGGUCUCGUCUGGUCCCUGUGGCUGUACAAAUGCUUACAAACUCCAUUGGGCUGCAUUUUGGAUGCCAGCCUUUCACACCGCUCCUUUACCCCUCAGUAAUUCCUGCAGCUGUCAGCUCACAGAGGUCUGUAAUGGAGGGACAGAAAUAGGUUUGUUGGGAGCACAUAACAGAGGGACAGAAAUAGAUUCAUUGGGAUCACGUAACAGGACAGAAAUAGGUUUGUUGGGACCAGGUCCCAGCUGGGGCCACAGCUUAGGGUUACUGCGCUUAGAAACGCUGUAUUUACUUUACAUGGGCAGGAGAGUUUUAUGUUUCUAAACAGGAAAAGAGUUUCCUCCCCACAAAGCUGGGUACUGAUGGCCUGAGCCACUUCCUCGCCCCCACACCAGCACUGCUCACAUCACAGGGUGUAGAACAUGUAGAACAUCCAGGGCCGGAUCCAAACCUGCUCUGAAGAGCGCAAUGUUCCUGGUCGGGCUCUCGGGUGGAAUCGCGUCGGGGAAGAGCACGGUGGUGGCCGUGCUCCGGGAACUGGGCUGUGCCGUGAUUGAUGCUGAUGUUAUUGCCAGAGAGGUGGUGCAGCCCCGCCUGAAGGCCUAUCGGCAGAUCGUGCAUUGCUUCGGCCCCGAGAUCCUCCUGGAGAGCGGAGAGAUCAACCGUGAGGCACUGGGAAACAUCAUCUUCUCCCACCCCGAGAAACGGCGGCUGCUGAACGCCAUCACCCACCCCGAGAUCCAGAAGGAGAUGCUGAAGCAAGUCUUGAAGUACUUUGUGCUAGGCUACCGCUAUGUGAUCCUCGACAUCCCUCUGCUCUUCGAGACCCAGAGGUUGACCAAGUUCAUGAAGCACACCGUCCUGGUUUAUUGCGACCCGCAGACCCAGCUGGCACGGCUGAGGAAGAGGAGCGGGCUGUCCCAGGCCGAGGCCGAAGCACGCAUCGCCUCGCAGCUGCCGCUGGAUGAGAAGCGCCGCCUGGCCGCUCACGUCAUCGACAACUCCGGCGACCGCGAGAGCACGCGCCAGCAGGUGCUGCGGCUGCACGCGAGGCUGGAGGAUUCCCUGGACUUCCUGUGGGCACGGCUGGCGGUGGGGACGGCCGUGGCUGCGCUCGGAGGGCUGCUGUACCUCCUCCUCCAACGUUUCAUCUCUUAAUUCACCUUUUUAGGGUUUUUUUUUUUUUCUUUUUAUUUUUUUUUUUCCCCUCAGUUGUUUUCUGAAGGCCUGGAUUUCCAGGUUUGAAAAGGGCACUGAAAGGCCACCUGUUUUAAUGAGCUUUGCCAGCUGAAUGCAGACGGUGGGGUGAGGUUUUCUCCUGCUGACUUCCCAAGGUGAAUGUGAGUUUUCUUCCAGCACCGUCUCACAUCUCUGUUCUUUAACUUUCUGCUCAGGGGCUGGUGCCCAUCUGUGGGUGAGACGGCUCCCAUGGAGGGGAUGAGGCCCUUCUUAGCCCCACGGAGAUCUGAAUGGUGGCAUUCCAACCUGUGGUGAAUCCAGGCACCUCAGCCUCUUCCAUGGCAAUCUCUUUAUGGGGGGAAUAGGUGGGCUCUCAGAUCUGGUUCCUGCUGCUAACUGUCCCCAGGUUGAUCCCCUGGGAUUAGAUAUGAGAUUUCCCCUUCUUUCACUUUAAACCUGUGGUUGGGAACCAGCAGCACGUCAUUCCCCAGGGCUGGGUGUACAGCUGGCUGCUCGCAUCCCCUCUGCCCCAUGUUUCUGCAGCCUAAACAACCCCGUGAGCACUACCUCCCAAGGGGGGAUGAUGCUGAGGGCCUGAUGCACCCCCAGAGGGGCUGAGACCCGGGAGCUGCCCCUUGGGAAGGCACUACUGGAGAGGAUGAGCCUGGGCGAGGCGGGUGCUGGCUCUUGGCGUUUGGUUUAAUAAAGCACUAACCAGCAGACAGGUCCCCGUGGCUCUGAGAUUUCCGGGCUGCAGCGCUGCUCUUUUCCUGGCCUUCUCCCAGGCUGUUCCUAUGCUGGGGCACGGCUGCGCUCUGUAAAGUUCAUUGUGUGCAAGCAAAGCUUACGAGCACGCUGAUGUGUUCCCGAUGCAGAGCCUGGUUCUGGUCCCAGGAGCUCUGCAGCCUCGGUUCCUGCAGGGCCGUGGCUCAGCCCUGGCCCUGAGCUCUGCUCUCAGCUCUGGGCUCAUGAGCACAGAGUGCAGCGGGGUUCCGGGUCCCGCAGUUAGCAUGGCUGCAGGGACCUGUGGGUCCCAGCCCUGGGCUGCUUAGUCUGAGCAUCCCAGCACAAGCAAUAACUCUCCGUCAUGCCCCUCUCCUGCUUUUUAAUGUGCCUUUAAUUGCGGUGGUGAUGUCGGGGCCGGGAGUCCCUCCCAGCAAGCCAUAAAUCAGGGCUGGAGCAGGACAGGCUAAGCCAGAGAUAAGCACUGAUUGCGUUCCUCCCUCCCGGCUCGCUGCCUCUGCGAUAAAUGGGGCUGCGAUGAGGCCGGGGGCAGUGAGGCUGGCACAGUAAUC
This is a messenger RNA of Lagopus muta (rock ptarmigan), 2925 nucleotides long. It is a transcript of the gene DCAKD, whose product is annotated as dephospho-CoA kinase domain containing. Gene Ontology annotation, biological process: coenzyme A biosynthetic process. The record is from RefSeq and is a predicted model, not a curated record. NCBI's taxonomy places the organism in Eukaryota, Metazoa, Chordata, Aves, Galliformes, Phasianidae. The coding region runs from base 920 to 1609 and encodes 229 amino acids. The transcript has 5 exons. Gene Ontology annotation, molecular function: dephospho-CoA kinase activity; ATP binding.